Molecule: messenger RNA, 6199 nt
Organism: Salvelinus fontinalis (brook trout)
Lineage: Eukaryota; Metazoa; Chordata; Actinopteri; Salmoniformes; Salmonidae
Product: NLR family CARD domain-containing protein 3-like
Exons: 9
Coding region: 173-3352 (1059 amino acids)
Molecular function (GO): protein binding
Source: RefSeq, a predicted model, not a curated record
UAUCAAAUGUAUGAACGUUUCUGAAAAUGGAUAUAUAGCAUUUUGGAAUGAAACUCUUCUUAUGUUUCCCAUCUGAGCUCAGAGUAGAUGAGAGAUGUAAUGUUUGUCUCUGUUGUGUUGAAGUCCAAUCAAGCAGGAGAGACCAGCCUCCCCUGUACCCAGCUGUGUGUCCAUGAAAAGUGACGGGUCUAUGGAUCGUCCUAUAUCCUUUAGAGAGGGAGACUUUUCUACUGAACAAAGUCCAAUCAAGCAGGAGAGACCAGCCUCCCCUGAACACAGCUGUGUGUCCAUGAAAAGUGACGGGUCUAUGGAUCGUCCUAUACUAUUUAGAGAGGAAGACUUUUCUACUGAACAAAGAAACCAACAGGAGAGUUUAGAGAUUCUCAGUAGUCAGUCUUCCCAGAGUCAUCAAACAGACCUGGCCUCCAUAUUCAGUUUGCUUGAAGAGAAAAUUAUGACAUUUGUGAAGAACGAACUGAAGAUGUUCAAGAGGAUUCUUAGUCCAGAACUCCCAGAAGGCUUUGAGAGUCAGAAGCAGGAAGUGGUGGAUGCUGAAGAUGAGAAGCAGGAGAGCAGUGCCAGAGAGGGGGCUCUGAAGAUCACACUGCACGUCCUGAGGAAAAUGAACCAGAAGGAGCUUGCUGACACACUGGAGAAAUAUUCAGAUGAUCCUGCUGUGAUUUGCCAACGUGAACUCAAAUCUAAUCUAAAGAAGAAGUUUCAAUGUGUGUUUGAGGGAAUCGCUAAACAAGGAAACCCAACACUUCUCAAUAAGAUCUACACAGAGCUCUACAUCACAGAGGGUGGAACAGGAGAGGUCAAUAAUGAACAUGAGCUGAGACAGAUUGAGACAACAACCAGGAAACAAGCAAGACCAGAGACUGCAAUCAAAUGUAACGACAUCUUCAAACCCUUAACUGGACAAGACAAACCUAUCAGAACUGUGCUGACAAAGGGAGUCGCUGGCAUUGGAAAAACAGUCCCUGUGCAGAAAUUUAUACUGGACUGGGCUGAAGGAAAAGCAAAUCAGAAUAUCAAAUUUGUAUUUUCAUUCCCUUUUCGGGAGCUGAAUUUGAUGAAAGAGGACAAACACACCUUCAUUGAACUUCUUAAUCACUUCUCAAUGGAAACCAAACAUUUAAGAAUCUCCAUCUACAACAAGUACAAAGUUCUGUUCAUCUUUGAUGGUCUGGAUGAGUGCCGACUGCCCCUAGACUUCAAGAAUAACAAGAUCUGUUGUGACGUCACAGAGUCAACCUCAGUGGAUGUUCUGCUGACAAAUCUCAUCAAGGGAAAUCUGCUUCCCUCUGCUCUCCUCUGGAUAACUACCCGACCUGCAGCAGCCAAUAAGAUCCCUUCAGAGUGUGUUGACCAGGUGACAGAGGUACGAGGGUUCAAUGACCCACAGAAGGAGGAGUACUUCAGGAAGAGAUUCAGUGAUGAGGAAAUGGCCGGCAGAAUCAUCUCACACAUAAAGACAUCAAGGAGCCUUCACAUCAUGUGCCACAUUCCAGUCUUCUGUUGGAUUUCUGCAACAGUCCUUGAACACAUGCUGAAACAUAAGAGAGAAGAGAUGCCCAAGACUCUGACUGAGAUGUACACACACCUUGUGGUGUUUCAUACCAAACAGAAGAAUGAAAAGUAUUUUGGGAAUGAAGAGACAGGUCCACACUGGAAUAAAGAGAGCAUUCUGUCACUGGGAAAAUUGGCUUUUCAACAGCUUGUGAAGGGCAAUCUGAUUUUCUAUGAAGAAGACCUGAAAGAGGCUGGCAUUGAUGUCAAUGAAGCCUCAGUGUAUUCAGGAUUGUGCACACAGAUAUUUAAAGAGGAAUGUGGGCUGUACCAGGACAAGGUGUACUGCUUUGUUCAUCUGAGCAUUCAGGAGUUUCUGGCUGCUGUAUAUGUGUUCCUCUCAUUCAUCAACAACAAUGAGAAUCUAAUGGACAAACUGCAAACAAACAACGACCCUGAAGUUACUUUCUACAAGAGUGCUGUGGAUAAAGCCUUACAAAGUGAGACGGGAAACCUGGACCUUUUCCUCCGCUUCCUUCUGGGCCUCUCACUGGAGUCCAAUCAGAAGCACUUACGAGGUCUACUGACAAAGACAAGAAGCAGCUCACAGAGCCAUGAAGAAACAGUCAAGUACAUCAAGGAGAAGAUCAGGGAGAAUCCCUCUCCAGAGAGGAGCAUCAAUCUGUUCCACUGCCUGAAUGAACUGAAUGACCAUUCUCUAGUGGAGGAGAUCCAAAGCUACCUGAGAUCAGGAAGUCUCUCAAAACCCAACCUGUCACCUGCACAGUGGUCAGCUCUGGUCUUUGUGUUGCUGACUUCAGAAAAGGAGCUGGAUGUGUUUGACCUGAAGAAAUACUCCAGAUCAGAGGAAGGUCUUCUGAGGCUGCUGCCAGUGGUCAAAGCCUCCAGAGCUGUUCUGCUGUCAGGCUGUGGAGUCACAGAGGAAGGCUGUGCUUCUCUGGUCUCAGCUCUGGAGUCAAACCCCUCACACCUGAGAGAGCUGGAUCUGAGUAACAAUGACCUGAACGAUUCAGGAGUGGAGCUGCUCUCUGCUGGACUGGGGAAUCCCCACUGUAAACUGGAGACUCUGAGGCUGUCAGGCUGUCUAGUCACAGAGGAAGGCUGUGCUUCUCUGGUCUCAGCUCUGAGGUCAAACCCCUCACACCUGAGAGAGCUGGACCUGAGCUACAAUCACCCAGGAGACUCAGGAGUCAGACUGCUCUCUGCUGGACUGGAGGAUCCACACUGCAGACUGGAGAAACUCAAUGUGGAACAUGGUGGAGAGAACACAAUGAAACCUGGGCUUAGAAAAUAUGUCUGUGAUCUCACACUGGACCCAAACACAGUAAACAGACGCCUCUCUCUGUCUGAGGAGAACAGAAAUAUGACAUGGAGGACAGAGGAGCAGCCGUAUCCUGAUCACCCAGAGAGAUUUGAGGACUGGGGACAGGUGUUGUGUAGAGAGGGUCUGACUGGGCGCUGUUACUGGGAGGUAGAGUGGAGUGGGGGAGGGGCUGUUAUAGGAGUGACAUAUAAAGGAAUCAACAGGAGAGGAGGGGGUUAUGACUGUUGUCUUGGAUAUAAUGACAAGUCCUGGAGUCUGACCUGCUCUGACAACAGUUACAUUGCCAGUCACAAUAAUAAUUCUUCUACCAUCAACGUCAACUCCUCCAGAUCCCACAGAGUAGGAGUGUAUCUGGACUGGCCAGCAGGCACUCUGUCCUUCUAUAGAGCCUCCUCUGACACACUGACCCACCUGAUCACAUUCACCUCCACAUACACUGAGUCCCUCUAUCCAGGGUUUCAACUUUAUGUUGAAGGCUCCUCAGUGUCCCUGUAAUAACCUGACAAACACACUUGACACACACACAAACUUGACACACACACACACACUUGACACACACACACUUAACACACACACAAACUUGACACACACACACACACACACACAAACACACACACACACACACACUUGACACACACACACUCACACACAAACUUGACACACACACAAACUUGACACACACACACACACUUGACACACACACACUUGACUCACACACAAACUUUACACACACACACACACACACACACACACACACACACACACACACACACACACACACACACACACACACACACACACACACACACAGUUGACACACACUCACACACACACACACACACACACACUAGACACACACGCACUCAACGGACACACACACACACACUUGUUACACACUGUACACACACACACAAUCGACACACAAACACACUGACACACACUGGACACACACACACUAACACAUACACACACACUGGACACAUACACACUGGACACACACACACACUAGACACACACACACACACACACACACACACACACACACACACACACACACACACACACACAUACACUCACUGGACAUACACACACACUGGACAAACACACACACACACACACACACACAGACACACACACAUACACUCACAGGACAUACACACACACUGGACAAACACACACACACACACACACACACUCACAAAAAUUGGGCACACACACACUGGACACACACACACACACUGGACACACACACACACACACACACACACACACACACACACACACACACACACACACACACACACACACACACACACACACUGGACACACACACACACACACACACACACUGGACACAUACACACUGUGCAUCUUCCUAUAAUUGUGAGGACCUUGACUCAGGACCUUCAUGAAAAAAUAUCCAUGCAGGGCACCAGUCUAGGGAGGACCAGUGGUUGGACACACACCAGUGGUUGCUUGGCAGUUUCUGGAUCCCAGGUUCUAGAACAGCUUCUAUCCCAGUUCUAUCUGCCUGUUAAAUCAGUUUCUGGACCACAGGUUCUAGAACAGCUUCUAUCCCAGUUCUAUCUGCCUGUUAAAUCAGUUUCUGGAUCCCAGGUUCUAGAACAGCUUCUAUCCCAGUUCUAUCUGCCUGUUAAAUCAGUUUCUGGACCACAGGUUCUAGAACAGAUUCUAUCCCAGUUCUAUCUGCCUGCUAAAUCAGUUUCUGGACCACAGGUUCUAGAACAGCUUCUAUCCGAGUUCUAUCUGCCUGUUAAAUCAGUUUCUGGAUCACAGGUUCUAGAACAGCUUCUAUCCCAGUUCUAUCUGCCUGUUAAAUCAGUUUCUGGAUCACAGGUUCUAGAACAGCUUCUAUCCCAGUUCUAUCUGCCUGUUAAAUCAGUUUCUGUAUCACAGGUUCUAGAACAGCUUCUAUCCCAGCGUCACUCAAUUCCCCCAAAACAACAUGCAGUCUUUCCACAAGACUCCCAUGAAGUUAUAGUGUGACGUUAUGAGAUGACGUUAAAGUAACAUUCUCAAAACAUACUGCACUUGUUUUAAACUGUUUUAGAUGUGUCCUCUGUUUAUCAUCUUGUUUUAUACUGUUUUAGAUGGAUCCUCUGUUUAUCAUCUUGUUUUAUACUAUUUUAGAUGGAUCCUCUGUUUAUCAUCUUGUUUUAUACUAUUUUAGAUGGAUCCUCUGUUUAUUAUCUUGUUUUAGAUGGAUCCUCUGUUUCUCAUCUUGUUUUAUACUGUUUUAGAUGGAUCCUCUGUUUAUCAUCUUGUUUUAUACUGUUUUAGAUGGAUCCUCUGUUUAUCAUCUUGUUUUAUACUGUUUUAGAUGGAUCCUCUGCUUAUCAUCUUGUUUUAGAUGGAUCCUCUGUUUAUCAUCUUGUUUUAUACUGUUUUAGAUGGAUCCUCUGUUUAUCAUCUUGUUUUAUACUGUUUUAGAUGGAUCCUCUGUUUAUCAUCUUGUUUUAUACUGUUUUAGAUGGAUCCUCUGUUUAUCAUCUUGUUUUAUACUGUUUUAGAUGGAUCCUCUGUUUAUCAUCUUGUUUUAUACUGUUUUAGAUGGAUCCUCUGUUUAUCAUCUUGUUUUAUACUGUUUUAGAUGGAUCCUUUGUUUAAACAUUUCAACUCUUACAAUAACACCGUUAAAAUACCAAUGUGAUCAUUUGUUGUACGUCUUUUAUGUUGAAUAACAAAUAGUACAAUUAUAUAUGGACAUACUCUCCACAUACGCUCCUGAUGUCACAGGAAGGCCAUAAAGAUCAUCAAGGACAACAACCACCCAAGCCACUGCCUGUUCACCCCGCUAUCAUCCAGAAGGCGAGGUCAGUACAGGUGCAUCAAAGCAGGGACCGAGAGACUGAAAAACAGCUUCUAUCUCAAGGCCAUCAGACUGUUAAACAGCCACCACUAACAUUGAGUGGCUGCUGCCAACAUACUGACUCAACUCCAGCUCACUUUAAUAAUGGGAAUGGAUGGAAAUUGAUGUAAAAAAAAAUGCAUCACUAGCCACUUUAAACAAUGCCACUUAAUAUAAUGUUUACAUACCCUACAUUACUCAUCUCAUAUGUAUAGACUGUACACUAUACCAUCUACUGCAUCUUGCCUAUGCCGUUCUGUACCAUCACUCAUUCAUAUAUCUUUAUGUACAUAUUCUUUAUCCCUUUACACUUGUGUAUAUAAGGUAGUAGUUGUGGAAUCGUUAGGUUAGAUUACUAGUUGGUUAUUACUGCAUUGUCGGAACUAGAAGCACAAGCAUUUCGCUACACUCGCAUUAACAUCUGCUAACCAUGUGUAUGUGACAAAUUAAUUUUGAUUUGUUGUACAAGUAUA